This is a messenger RNA of Myripristis murdjan (pinecone soldierfish), 3846 nucleotides long. It is a transcript of the gene mamdc4, whose product is annotated as MAM domain containing 4. Lineage: Eukaryota; Metazoa; Chordata; Actinopteri; Holocentriformes; Holocentridae. The transcript is spliced from 29 exons. The coding region runs from base 1 to 3666 and encodes 1221 amino acids. Gene Ontology annotation, molecular function: protein binding. Gene Ontology annotation, cellular component: membrane. The record is from RefSeq and is a predicted model, not a curated record.
AUGGGGCUGCACUGGGGAAGCGUGGCCCUUGUGCUGCUGUUGACUCUGCAGUGUGCCACUGCUUCACUGCGUUGGCCCUGCUUGGCUUAUGAAUAUAAAUGCGACUUUGUGUGUGACUGCACUGACUGCAUGGACGAGCUUUAUUGUGGCUGGGCAGGGAAGAACUUCAUGUGUGACUUUGAGGAUGAAAAAAUGUGUGGAUGGAGCCAGCAGUCCAAGGACCCGGCGUACGUCUGGGAGAGGCGGCAGAGAGGGGACACCCUGCCUGACAGCGGGCCCUCCUCGGACUACACCUUCGGGACGGCCACAGGUUGGUUUAUGGGUGUGACCGAGGUGAAGUCAGAUUCUCCAAAAACUGCAAGCUUAGUCUCCCCGGAAAUGCAGCAGUCUUCGCCCACCUGCCGCCUUCGCCUCAGAUAUUUCCUCUGGGACGCAGGUCACGAAGGGCUGGGGUCGACCCCCCUGUGGGCCACUGUGUUGCGUCCAGGCUCCCGGGAGGCCAUAGUGUGGCGUCCCGAGAGCACAAGCGUACGUGGCUGGAGGGAGGCCACCAUAUUUUUGGGACGCAUUUCAUCAACCUUCCGGAUCCACCUUUACUCAAUGCGCUCCAGGGGUCGACGUGGAGAUGUGGCCAUCGACCACCUGGAAUUCCUGGACUGCGCUUUGCCCUUACCAAUGCAAGGAACAGAGUGUCCUGCAGGGAUGAUGGAGUGUAACCGCGAGGGCUGCGUGGCACAGCAGCAGGUCUGCGACGGCACCGACGACUGUGGGGACAGGACCGACGAGCUGAACUGCGGAGGGUACCAGACCUGUGACUUUGAGCAGGGCUCUUGUGGCUGGGAUCUAAGGUCACUGUCCAAUCUAAAAUGGGUGCGGACAAGUCAAGAAAAAAUCACCCUCACUAAUCCUCUGCAGGGACCGGGACGGGACCACUCCACCAACAGCGCAUCAGGUCACUUCUUAUAUGUCACUGUCCCUGUUGAGGGUCUGAAGAUGGACUGGGCAGCUUUCCAAAGUCCACUCCUUGAGCCGACCAAUAGCUCACAUCCUUGCAAGAUGGUGAUGUACACCCACCAGUUCGGUCCUCGGUCAGGCGGUCUGACUGUGCUGGUGGCGGACCGUGCCAUCUACCCUGUGUGGCAGAGAGGGGGUGCUCUCGGGGACCUUUGGGUGAAGGCAGAGGUGGAGAUUGUCACCAAUUCUUCCUUCUAUAUUGUCAUAAUGGCAGCCAUCAGGGACGCUGCAUACGGCGGCAUAGCUGUCGACAGCAUCACAUUAUCACCCGAAUGCCGCAAUUCAACCGGUAAUUAUUCCCUGGCGGAGUUCCCUCAGCCUCCUGAACACCCCUGCACUGAUGCUGACAAGAUGUGCAAUUUUCACGUUGACUGUGAAGGAGGGAAGGACGAAGCCAAAUGUGGUGAUUUCAGUUAUCCUCAGGGUAGCUCGGGCUGGACAGAUGCCAGUGUUGGGAGCCAAGGUUGGGUGCUAAAUAAGAUGACCAAUUCCACCACUAAAGAUGAGAGUCUGUACAUAGCCGAGGCCCCGGGCCAGCAGCUGACGGAGGCCCAGACACGAACCCCCCUCCUGGGGCCCUCUGGUCCCGCUUGCACCCUCAAAUUUAGUUUUGCACUAACUGGGAAUCCUCCUCACAUUGGUGAGCUGUCAGUCGGCAUCAUCGACACCGUGAUGGGCAAGGAGUCCAGACUGUGGGAAUUCGCUGGCAAGACGGGAAAAGAGGAGGGGACGUGGCGGGAGGCUGAGGUGCCCAUAGGAGCCCGGAAAAAUCGCUUUCAGCUGGAGUUUGAAGCUCGCGCAAGGAAACUCUGUCCAUGUGCCAAGAUUCAAGUGUCCAAUGUUCGCUUCGUCGACUGUCAUGCUGAAUAUUUUCCAUCUUCCCCAACAGGGCUGUCGUGUAACUUUGAAGCAGGGCUGUGCGGAUGGUAUCAGGAUAAGAGCGACGGCUUUGACUGGACUGAGCUCAGUGGAAUGGACCACUCCACUGGGAUUGGUAAAAGUCUCGCUGUAGAUAUGUGGAGUCUUCUGCGCGGCGCCUCUGGCCGUUUACUCUCAUAUACACAGUUACCAACCUCUACAGAGCAAUGCCUGUCCUUCUACUACAAACUCUACGGGCCAGACACAGGUACACUGAAUGUAAAGCUGAUAGAUAGCCACGGUGUUGAGUCGCUGCUCUGGACGCGUAGAGGAGCCCAUGGCAACGUGUGGCACCAGGGGCUCUGCCCGGUAUCGAGCCAGCUUACAAGCUUUCAGCUGGUGUUCGAGGCGGUUCACUCAGGCUUUGAUGGGCGCGUGGCGAUCGAUGAUGUGGCUUUCAUACCACGUCAGUGCACCGUGCCAAGGAUGUGCUCCUUUGAAGGCCAGCGCUGCGGCUACACCAGCUACGGCACGACUCGCUGGCUGCACAAGGACGGACUCAGCACAACGGCCGGACCUAAAAGUGAUCACACUCUGGAGACGGAAUCAGGUUACUACAUGAUGGCACACACCGACGCAGAGAUCCUCCCUGUGGAUAAGACAACAACUCUCGCCUCCCCGAUUCGCCUAGGAGUGGCUCGAACCGAAUGCCUCAGUUUCUGGUAUCACAUGGGGGGAAUGAAUCCUGGGUCUCUGACCGUCUACAUGAAACCAGUGAAGGGAGAGAGGGUUGAGAUCUUCUCUGACAACCUGAAUCAGGGAAAUGUCUGGCGUCAUGGCAACGGCAACAUCACUAGCACCCUUGUGGACUGGCAGUUGGAGUUUGAGGUGACCGGGGCGGGUGGCAAAGGCACUCAUGUGGCAGUAGAUGACAUCGCCAUCUUUGCUCACCCGUGUCAAAAUCAAGGGUCUAAAUGUAACUUUGAGCGAGGAACGUGCGGCUGGAGCAACACUCAAAACCCCCAAACGGACAAACUGGACUGGGAGCUGACGAGCCGGGAGGCAGAGACGCAUUACACCACCCCGCCUCAUGACCACAGUCUCGCGACAGAAAGAGGUCACUUCCUGUUAUUUCCAAGCACUGACCGGACCCCAGCCAAUCAAAACGCUUGGCUGCUGAGUGCUCACCUGCCCCCAACGCAGGGCACAUGCCUGAAAUUCUGGGCCCACAGGCCAUCCUCUGCUGACAAUCAGCUGAAGGUGUGGAGGCUGGCAGCGGGCAAGCUACAUGAGCUGCUGCUGGUGGACGAAGUGAGAGGAAUAUGGAAACGCUUCGACAUAAACAUCACCUCCAGUGAGGAUUACCAGAUUGUGCUUGAGGGUGUCAAAGGCACAGCAGGGAUUUUGGCCUUGGAUGAUAUCGAGUACACCAUAGGGGUCAACUGCGCUGGAGAAGUCACAGAUAAACUGACAACCACAAAGAAGGGAGACGACGCUGGAGGCAUUGCAGCAUCCGUCAUUGUAGUUCUGCUGCUGGUGGGCACCCUCAUUGCUCUGCUGGUUUACUACCUGCGAACCCGUGACAGAGUCAAGGCUUCAACCAAUCGUCUGCCAUCCUCCUCCCCGUCCGCCUCCUCCUCCUCAGCUGGCCCUGGCUUCAGCAAUGAUUCAUAUGAACCGGGUCUCACACAGGACCGUGUGACUGUGCCACCAGCGCAAAACCAUCCGAUGGAAGCUGCCUUCAAUGAUGUGGUGACCUCUGACUCUGAACACAGAGAGAGGGAGGUGGCAUGAGGCAGAGGAGUGGCUGUGCCACCUAAAGGUGGCUCUGAGAACUUGAGGCGAUAUCACAGCAGCAGAACUGCUUGUGUCGUCUUUGCAUGCACACACACACACACACACACACACACACACACACACACACACACACACCCAACACAUACACACUGAUCCAUAAUGUAGGCCUAAUCAGUG